Owenia fusiformis is the source of this 4346-nucleotide messenger RNA. The record is from the annotation of a GenBank genome assembly. Lineage: Eukaryota; Metazoa; Annelida; Polychaeta; Sabellida; Oweniidae.
AGUCAAUACAUCCCGGGUCUAGUGGAAAGAAACGAUCGCACUGAACGACAACUAAUACUAUGACGCAUGCGCACUAUGAUCAGCGGUAAAUUCUAAAUUUUGUUUUUGCAAACUCUAGCCUCACUUAUCACUUAGAUCUAGUGGACGAAAUCAGUAAGACGAGUAACGGAUGUACACUUUUCAAGACGUUUGACCUUCUGCUUACUUGGAAGUAUUGGAAUUUGGAAGUAUGAUCAAGAUAGAAUCAAGAUGUAGUGUUUAUAUCACACUGAAUCCAUAAAAAUGGGUGAUAACGGGACUUCACUUUCCCCGAAGGAAGAAUGCCUUCAGAAUCGGCACUGGUACUACUUCCUGGCCUCCAGUUUGGUUGCCUUCGUAGCUGGCCUCAUUCUUAUUCUUCUUGUACGCCUGAUCCAGUUUUGUCGACUGCAGCAAAAACUGCGUCACCAAAAUAGACUAAAAUCCACACAACCCUUGGAGUAUGUCAAUGAAAACGUUGAUUUUCAAACAAGUACCAUUGAGAUAUUGAAAAAUACCAAGAAGGAGAAUGGUGUUCUUAAUAAUGAAAAUGACCUUCGUCGUCUUAGUGCUAAGGAGCCUGCAGAGGCGACUCUUGGCACAAUGGCUCAUAGCAGAGCUGCUGAGUUAGUGUCUGGGCAAACAGUCACAGGACGAGUCUUGGUGACCCUGUCAUGUAUUCUCAGUCUAAGUUCACUGGUGCUUUAUCUAAUUGAUGCAAGCUGGCAUGAUGUAGAAGACUGCACUCCAUGGUUAGAGAGUUAUACCCAACAAAUAGACCUUGCCAUCAAUUUAUUUUUCCUUCUCUAUUUCUUCAUCAGGUUUGUAGCAGCCAAUGACAAGUUGAUGUUUUGGAUAGAUAUAUAUUCCAUAGUGGAUUACUUCACAGUUCCUCCUGUCUUUGUUGCUGUCUAUCUCAACAGAAACUGGCUCGGUUUGAGAUUCCUGCGAGCCUUGGCCCUACAGUCUUUCCCUGAUGUGAUGCAGUUUCUUGGUCUUAUAAAGAAGAAUUCUGUGAUUCGCCUCUGGCAGCUGAUCAUGGUCUUCUUCAGUGUUUGGCUGGCAGGUGCUGGAUUCAUACAUUUGGUAGAAAACUCUGGUGAUCCGUUAGACUUUAGUAAUUCCCAGCCCCUUGGUUACUGGAACUGUCUCUAUAUAUGUAUGGUUACCAUGUCAACUGUCGGCUAUGGUGACCUCUACUGUAAAACAGUGAUUGGGAAAGUCUUUAUUGUAUUCUUCAUCAUAGGAGCUUUAGCUAUGUUUACAAGUGUGAUUCCGGAGAUGAUCACCAUAUUAGGAAUGCGGAAGAAAUAUGGCGGCUCAUAUGACAGAGGAUUUGGAAAGCACAUAGUUGUGUGUGGUCACAUAAGUACUCGAACAGUUGAAAAAUUUCUUGCUCAGUUCCUUCAUCAAGACCAAGAAGACAGAGAUGUCAUGAUCGUUUUCCUACACACAGAGCCACCAAACCUUGAACUUGAAGCCCUGAUGAAACGUCACUAUACACAUGUGCGGUUCUAUGAGGGUUCUGUCAUGGUGUCUGAGGACUUAGAUAGAGUCAAGUUAAAAGAGGCUGAUGCUGUUUUGCUGCUGGCAAAUAAACACUGUGAUAAUCCUGAUGCUGAGGAUGCUGCCAACAUCAUGCGUGUCAUCAGCAUCAAGGAUUACCAUGGUGAUGUGAGCAUCAUCAUACAACUGCUGCAAUAUCAUAAUAAAAAUUAUUUGCUCAACAUCCCUGACUGGCAUAUGCAGUCUGACAGUGUUAUCUGCUUGGCUGAGAUGAAGUUAGGAUUUAUAGCCCAGGCCUGUCUUGCGCCUGGAUUCUCAACUCUCAUGGCGAAUCUCUUCAUGAUGACAUCACAUAAAAAGUCUUCCAGAUAUGAUGAAUGGAAGAACAAUUACUUUAGUGGACUUGGUAUGGAGCUAUAUACGGAAUACUUCUCCAGAGCCUUCUAUGGCAUGACAUUCCCCCAAGCUGUAGAGGUGUGUUUUACUAAGCUACAUAUGCUGGUGAUAGGCCUAGAGGUGUCUCACAAAGACAAGGCAGUAGUUCUCCUCAAUCCAGGCCCAGAUGUGAAAAUACAAAGAGGGAUGCAAGGCUUCUUUGUGGCACAGUCAAGUGAGGAAGCAUACAGAGCAUCAAUAUACUGCCCACUAUGCCAUGGUCAGCUAUUUGGUGUGAAACGCAUUAAAGACUGCACUUGCUCAACAGAUGGCACCCUAAUCAAUGCUCAUAAUAACCCAGUGGUUGACCCUUUGGAAGCUGAUGGUGGAUUUUUAUCAAACAAAUUAUUCAAACGCCCGAAUAACAACACUGGAUCUGAUGGCACAAAUAGUGUAACAGAGAGUGGAGCCGUAUCACCCGCAAUAAUUCACAUUGAUGUGCCUCAAGGUGGCGCUACCAGUGCUACAGAGAGUCAUAGCGAGAGUGAAAAAAGUAGUCCUGGUGGUAGCGACAUUCCAAUUACGAUUAUUGAUGCUAACUUUGAAGACAAUAAGCCUUACCUUGAGGUUAGGGAGAGCAAAGAGCAGUUUGAUGCUACUGGGUGUUUCUACUGGUGCCCAGACUCUAGCUUAGAUGAAAGUAACAUUAUCAACCAGAAAAAUGAAUUGAUAUUGAAAAACUUGAGGGACCACUUUGUUGUCUGUGUCCUCUCAGACAGCGACUCUCCUGUUAUAGGCCUCUCAAACUUUGUCAUGCCGCUACGUGCCAGUAGUUUACGUCUUACAGAACUUAAGCCAGUUGUCAUUGUAGGGCAUCAUUCUUACCUCUCAAAGGAGUGGAAAACUUUGGGAAACUUUCCUGAUGUAUAUAUCUUACCUGGGUCACCAUUGUGUCGGGCAGAUUUACGACGUGUGCGGAUAAAUCGUUGCAAGAUGUGUGUUGUCCUCUCAGCAAAUAAGGGGUCUUCUAUCGAGCCAACUCUACAAGAUAAGGAUGCCAUAUUGUGCUCAUUGAAUAUCAAGAAAAUGAGGUUUGAAGAUCCCCUAACAGUACCACCAAUGGUUUCACAGGGAGCAUCUUUACUAGAUAUGAUGCGGCGUUGGUCCAAGCUAGGCCGUGAUACAAUCCCUAUGAUAACAGAUCUGGAAAAUGACUCAAACUGUCAGUUUCUGGAGCAGGAUGAUGCUGAUGACCCUGACAUACCUCUAUGUAAUACUGAGACAUUUGCAUGUGGACGUGUCUUUGCUGCUAGUGUUCUGGAUUCACUCAUGAGCACGACAUAUUUCAAUCGUAACACAUUGAUUCUGAUUCGAACGCUCAUCACGGGGGGUGCAACCGUGGAACUGGAACAGCUGCUGGCUGAGGGCCUGGGAAUGGUCCCAGGGUACCCCACCACUGAGACCCUCUCAAACAGGAAUCGCUGCAGGGUGGCGCAGAUGGGUCUUGGAGAGCACCCAUUCACUCAAUUUGCAGUUGGGAUAGAUGCUACAUAUGGCAACCUAUUCAUGUGGACUUUGCGCUUCCAUGGUAUCAUGUGUUUGGGAUUGUAUCGCUUGGUGAAUCCCCCAGCAGGAUUUGGAGACCGGGUUGCCAAGCGCUACGUACUCACCAAUCCUGCUUACAACAUGAGACUGCUGCCAUCUGACAAGAUUUUCUGCCUUCACCCUUUCACACCAGGACCUACUCACAUUGAGGAAGAACCCGAUAUAAAAACAAGCAAUGUCUGACAAGUCUGAAAAUGUGUGACACAAGAAUUAUAUGUGAUGCAGGAAUAAUGUGUGAUACCUGAUCAUGUGAUACAGAAAUUGCAAGGAUUGCCAAGAGUAAAAAUAAUUUGUGACACCAAAAUAUGUGGUAACUGCUAAGAAAUAUUUGUUGAGCAGAUGACACGAGAGAACAAUUCCAAUAGUGCAUCGUGAUAAUCAGUAAUGUAGGUUAUGUGUGAUAAAAAAAUAAUAUGUGAUACAGCAAGCAUUACAUUACAUAUUUGACAAAAUGAAGGUUGCAAUAAUCCAUGACAAAAUGUGUGACAAGAAUCCAUGACAUAAUAUGUGACAGUAACUUUGCAUCUAAUUUUUCUUCAAUAUUCUCUUUCUUGAAUAUAUUUUGUGCAAGACUGAAUAUGUUAUCAAUUACAGUGAUAUUUCCAACAUCAAGUUAAAUGAGCAUUCAUAACAAAUUGUCAUAUUUUGACAAUCUUAUCUAAAAAAGUAAAAUCAGAAUUUUGCACUGAAAACCCCUUUGGUGAAGAACACCAAGUUUCCUUCAGUAUAAGUACAUGUAUAUAAUGUAUAUGAAGCAAUAAUAUAAAGUACAAUCCAGUUUAGUCUUGCGUCAAGUCUCAUAACCUCCUCCCCAAUUUAUCUAUCGCAGAUUGUAAAAGAGG